Pan troglodytes (chimpanzee) is the source of this 648-nucleotide messenger RNA. It is a transcript of the gene ELOB, whose product is annotated as elongin B. Gene Ontology annotation, biological process: transcription elongation by RNA polymerase II. NCBI's taxonomy places the organism in Eukaryota, Metazoa, Chordata, Mammalia, Primates, Hominidae. The transcript is spliced from 5 exons. Gene Ontology annotation, cellular component: elongin complex; VCB complex. Gene Ontology annotation, molecular function: protein binding. Bases 25 to 591 code for a protein of 188 amino acids. The record is from RefSeq and is a predicted model, not a curated record.
GGGGGAAGUGAGGCGGCGCGGGGCAUGCUGGGCCACGCGCGGGCUGCCGGGAACGGGGCGGAGCGCGGCCGCGCCGGCGCGUCGAGGGGAGAGGCAGCAGCCGCGAUGGACGUGUUCCUCAUGAUCCGGCGCCACAAGACCACCAUCUUCACGGACGCCAAGGAGUCCAGCACGGUGUUCGAACUGAAGCGCAUCGUCGAGGGCAUCCUCAAGCGGCCUCCUGACGAGCAGCGGCUGUACAAGGAUGACCAACUCUUGGAUGAUGGCAAGACACUGGGCGAGUGUGGCUUCACCAGUCAAACAGCACGGCCACAGGCCCCAGCCACAGUGGGGCUGGCCUUCCGGGCAGAUGACACCUUUGAGGCCCUGUGCAUCGAGCCGUUUUCCAGCCCGCCAGAGCUGCCCGAUGUGAUGAAGCCCCAGGACUCGGGAAGCAGUGCCAAUGAACAAGCCGUGCACCUGCAUGUCCACUCCCAGACGAUGGGCAAGAGCAGAAACAAAAGCUGGAGCCAGUGUCCUGGUUUGACAGCAUGUUCAAUGAGGGAACCCCAAGACGGACCCACACAGGUCCACCCACGCUGGGGGCUGUAAUCACGGAGGGAAGUGGCUGCCCCCUUAACACACCUUAAUAAACAGUCUACAGACCCA